AUGAUGAUUCAAAACUUUCAAAACAUACUUGUUAACAUCAAAUAUGUGUGGGAAAUACAAGUGAAGUGGGCCCGGCCAAGGAGCGUCCACUCUCGCAGCUGCCGGGCUCCGGCCAGACGGCUGGUCCCCACAGAGGCGCGGAGACCCAAACGAGGGAUCUCGGUGGGACUCACACCUGCACAACCCACGGGUCCUCGCACGGCUCCACGCGUGUUCCGCUCCGCCCAGGACCGCUGCGCGCGCCCGGCCUUAGUCCCGCCGGGCGCGGCGGAGCGCUUUCCGGGCGACACCGGAGGGAGGAGCCUAGCCGUUGCUAAGGCCGUUGCUAGGGCCCGGCUCUGCGCGGGCCCUUCUGGCAAAGGUAACGGACGGGGAGGACCGCGGUACGGGGUUAGACGGAAAGUCCCGCCUCAGCGUCUCCGGUGGUCGGUGGUGUUGCCCUUUUCCGGAGAGACGGGAUGGAAGACCAGGACCCCGCUCCUGGUUGUGCUAUCUCCUACAAGUUGGAGCCACAGCUUACCUGUCAAGAAAGAAAGCACGGUGAAUCACACAAAAAUUUUAGAGGUCAGCCCUAAAAAUGGCAAAAUGCAAGAACCUCCAAAGAACAUUGAAGAAUUCUUAAAGCUUCAAAACUUGGAUCACUGGCCAAAGGAAAUCCAUUUUGGGGAUAAUGAUAAAUUGUUAUGUACUCUGAAGAAAAUAAAAGAAGAUAGUUCAUUUACUUCAAUUUAUACACAUCUAUGGGGAAAUGUCCCACGAAUACAUGAUGCGGCCAUGGCCAUGGAGUCAAGAUUAGCAGAGUGUUCAAUUCUUCUGAAAAACCAUGUCUCUGAAAUAUUUGAGUGGAACAGAAUAACUUCCAGGACAAGUUCUCAUGGAAAAUUGGAACAGCAUAAGGCAUUUCUAAGGAAUUACCAUAAGGAAAAGAAGAUAAUGCUUUCAGAUGACAUGGAGACAAAGAAGGAUAUAGAGGGUUGCAGCUUCCCAGGAUUCAGAACAAAUGAGCUUACUCAACUACCCAGACAUUUGAAUGCUGAACGAAUUUAUCUUUUUAUUUUAAAAGCCCAUAACUUUGACGGAAAAAUUUUUAAAAUCUGGAAGACUCAUUUCCUCUCAGAAGCCUCUGUUGCUCUUUUGCAUGAUUCCUUUUGGUGGUGGUUUCUCCAUAAAUUUAAGCCUGAAAGAGAAAGUCAAGAUUCCUUGUUUGAUAGAAUUUCAGAAAGUUAUGUGUCACUUUUCAUGAGCAUACCUCUAAGUCAAAAGGAUGCAUUCUUUCAGGUGUAUCCUGAUUGUUUGGCACAAGCUAUCUAUGCAACAUUCCAGGAAGCAUUUCCAGAAUCCAUUGAUUUCUUUAAUGAUGAAUUUAAAGAAGAUCUAGGGAAUAACAUUUUUCUCUGGUUGUCAGGUUUAAAACCUAAAAAAGACUUUUGGACCCACUGGAAGCUGAACGAACUCUCCACAACAACCAUUCAUGGUAGCAAGAAAACACCUUCAGAAUCUAUAAAGUACAGGAUUGCAAGAAGUCAAGAACACAUAUCAACUUAUAUAGACUUCGAUAUGACAAAAAUUUUAAAGAAUCCAGAAGGAUAUACAAUGCCCGCAUCCAAGGAAGAAUCAAGAUUAUCAGGACUACCAACAAAGUCCCAUUAUAGCAGUAGUGGCCCAGAGUUUAAGCGUGUUCUCUUCAAAUUUGGAGGUCAGAGUCCACUGAUUUUAUAUUAUCUUAAGAUGCAUGAGCUAGCUGGUAUUUCUAAAGCCCCUAGACAAGUCAAGAUUAAACUCACUGAAAUAUUGAAAGAACCAUCACCUGCUCCAACUUAUUGUGAUAUUCUGAAGGAGGCAAAAAGACAAUUUGCAAACAACCAAAAGGAUUUUAGAAUGCUCCAAGCAAAGGCUACCAAGAAACCUUACGAAGUUAAGAAUGAUUUUGAGAAUUUCCUACAAAAACUGCGUUCUAAAGCCCGAACUGAGAGAAAACUUCUGGCAUCACUAUCAUCAUCAUCUUCAAUAACAGAAGACUUCAACCUUGAGGAAGAAGAAUGCCAAGAGAAACCAGAAAUAAACUGUAUUUAA
Messenger RNA from Lipotes vexillifer (Yangtze River dolphin), 2073 nucleotides. RefSeq names its product family with sequence similarity 227 member B (gene FAM227B). Lineage: Eukaryota; Metazoa; Chordata; Mammalia; Artiodactyla; Lipotidae. The transcript is spliced from 17 exons. The coding region runs from base 1 to 2073 and encodes 690 amino acids. The record is from RefSeq and is a predicted model, not a curated record.